This is a messenger RNA of Moneuplotes crassus, 1382 nucleotides long. The record is from the annotation of a GenBank genome assembly. NCBI's taxonomy places the organism in Eukaryota, Ciliophora, Spirotrichea, Euplotida, Euplotidae.
GUUAAUAUGAAACAACUCUUAUGGUGAGCACUUUUUAUAGCUCAUUGAUUAUGCAAACUUGAAUUGGUAGUCGAAGUGUUCAGGCAUGGAGCUAGAUCGCCUAUGAAUAUCACUUAUCCAACUUCUUUCGGGGCAAAUUGGGAGAUUGGGGGCGGACAACUCACUUCAUCUGGAGAGAGACAGCAUUAUUUAUUAGGUCUAAAGAGAAGGAAUUAAAUAUAUUUACGAUGAAGGAUUUCUUCCCAAUAAUUACUCACCAGGAACCAUCUAUGCAGAGUCAACUGAUUACAAUCGGACUUCAAUGAGUGCUUAUGCACAUCUUUUAGGAAUGUAUCCUUUAGAAAAUAGAGAAAACUUUCAAAUUAUGCUUCCAAAUGGGACUUUUACAGUGCAUCACCCUAUACCUGUUCAUAUGAGAGGUGAUGACCAAGGUGUGCUGAACGGCCAUAAUACAGAUUAUUGCCAUGCAUCCCAAGUCAUAGAACAAGAAUCUCGAAAUAAAGCAAAUGAAGAAUUUACGAAUAGUCACUCUAUUCAGCAAAUGAUCAAAGAAGUAAAUGAGAAAUUGGGCGAUGCAAAGUAUGUUAAUUUUACAGACAUCGAAAAUGCAGUAGACUCAUAUUAUUCAUUGUAUUAUAACAACAAGUCUCACUCCAUCCAGAUGUCAGACUACUUCGUAUCCAAAAUGGAUCAUUACCUUUGGCUUAGGAUGAACCAUAUGAUCCACAGAGAUGAUUUUGGAGUCAGAAUAGCCUCACAUAGCUUUUUCGGGAUUCUAAACUCCCUCAUUUCUCACAGAACUGGCUUGAACAAUUCAAUCCCAGAGACUAAUGUCACCAAUAGUAUCCCUAAAGAAGCCUUAUACUACAUAUUUUCAGGUCAUGACAACACUAUUGUGGCUAUUCUUGCGGGUCUUGGGCUCAAAACUGAAGGAUUUCCAGAAUAUGGCGCUAGUAUAACCAUCGAGCUUCACAAAGAAGACGGCAAAUACUACUUAAUAUUCUUGUACAAUGACAAGUACCUUAACGUGAACAAUAUUUGUUCAGCCUAUGAACACAAGUGUAACCCUGUAUUAAUCCUAAAUUUCUUGAAAUCCCGGAUGCUAACCCAGUCUUAUCAAGAAGUCUGAGAUCACUUCAAAAGGAAGGCUGAGGAAGCCCUGAAGCAAGAUUCUGAAAACUUCUGGAUCCUCAUCAAAGUCCUCUUCUUCAUAAUCCUCAUAGUCUUUGUGGUAGUGGGUUGUGCUUACUGGACCUACAGAAAGAAUCGUCCAAGAACUGGCAGAGAGAUAUUGGAGCAGGAAAUGGAGCGAUUUGAUAGAGAAUUCCAGUUUGAUUCACAUCGUCCCGAAAUUAUUUAGAUAAUAACUAUUUCAACCUCCU